This is a messenger RNA of Enterobius vermicularis (human pinworm), 372 nucleotides long. NCBI's taxonomy places the organism in Eukaryota, Metazoa, Nematoda, Chromadorea, Rhabditida, Oxyuridae. The record is from the annotation of a GenBank genome assembly.
AUGGAUAAGGAUGACAAUGAAAUUUUGAAACCGGGAAAGAGGAGAUCAGAUGGAGUGGAGGAAUCUUUAACAUCGGCAGGAGUCGCUGAACUACCCUUGGCCAGAGUGAAGACAAUUAUGCAGAAAGGCGGCGAUGACCUUCCUAUAUCUCAGGAGGGGUUAUUUGCAAUGGCGAAGGCUGCGGUGUGCAUUGAAAUGUUUAUUAGUGAGUUAACAAAAAAUGUCUAUGAGGCGGCAGACGCGAACUGCGUAGAAUAUUGUCACCUAGCAGAUUACGUUCAACAAAGUGAUGAGUUAGAUUUCUUACAUGAGAAAAGGGUACCAUUGCUAACAUUUUCUGAAAGCUUCUGUUUUAAUGCUCGGAUAUUGUAA